AUGGCUAUGUUGCUGGACGAGUUGUCCAUGGUGCCGCCCGACGUCUACCAUGCUGGCGCGUUUCGUUUUGCCAUGACUCGACAGGAACAUUGGAGGCUGGAGAUCGUUCGGUAUUUGGAGCAAUGGUUUGGUAAGGUUCCUAUUGGAGUCCAGCUGGCUGACUUUCUGCAAUUGCGACCAACUGCCUGUCUGUCCUUGUGUGAGUGGCAAGACGCUCAACGGGCCACCGACGCAGCGGUGGUGCCCGAGAGCGACAACGGCGUUGAAGAGGCGGCGGCAGAGCGCACCAGCAAUGCUUCCGAAUUAGGACGACUUGCGUUCAAGUCCUCGCUGCAGCGAGUCGUGCACUUCACUGGAUCGGGUCGGUUUUCCCAGUGCGCAUCUGGACAACAGCUGGUCAAGAUUCUUUUGUCGAUGCGGGAAGGCAGGCCUUUGGAGGAUGGAUUGUGGGAGGCCUUAGAGGCUCGUUCGAUCGGCGGAGAGCAACUGCUGGAGAACCAGAUGCUGCAGACGCGGUUGUUGAACUUUGGCGUGGGAACAAGACCGACUGAGUUGACGAAGGAGCAGAGUUUGACUGCGCUGCAAGUCGCUAACAUGAACAAGACCCAAUACCUGGUGGGCAUUUGCCCGCUGUUUGAGGGGAUGGCAGCGCGCAUCAGUUGCAUUUUGGACAUGCCGAUGCUCAGUCGAGAGUUGCCCGUUUUUGUUCGGUCCAUCAAAUUGCGCCCCAAAGAACCUGCAAUUCUGCCAGGCAGUGGGUGUGCAGUGUUGCGAUAUCAACCGUUGGCUGUUUUGGUUGAGGUGGAUGAUCCAGAGUAUCGUAGCAUUCAAUUGCCAGAUGGCAGUGCUCCACCGGGUCACGUGUGGCUGCGCGCCGUGACAUCGGAUCUGGGCUGGGAUCUGUCUGUUGGCGGGAAGCAAGCCGUGCAGGUGGUGCGCAAGCA
Messenger RNA from Durusdinium trenchii, 944 nucleotides. The record is from the annotation of a GenBank genome assembly. Lineage: Eukaryota; Dinophyceae; Suessiales; Symbiodiniaceae.